CUUUUAAUCUCACGUGACUAACACGGAAGUCAAAGGCGUGCAGCUCUUGUCAGCGGUCUACAGUAGGGUUUAGUAUUAAGUGUUGGCUUAGAAUCGUUAUUUUCUGUUGAGCUGGGUUAUUACAUUUAGAUGUUAUGUGCCCAAAAGUGCUCGAUGAACAGGCUAAAGCAGCAUGCUAAAGGAGAGCUAUCAAAACUUAUUCCUGCGACAUAAUGGCGCUUGUUCCAGCGAACCAGCCGCAGCUGAUCCGCUCCUCUCAAAAGGACGAAUAUUAUCAAACGAGUCUAAGAAAUAAUGCGAAUGACGCUUUCCAGUCGCUCGCUGGAUCAAGACGAUGGUUGCAGUGGAGGAAAGAAGUGGAGCUGCUCUCAGAUCUCGCAUAUUAUGCCCUAACUACACUCUCAGGAUAUCAGACAUUAGGUGAAGAGUAUGUCAGCAUUAUCCAGGUGGAUCCCACAAAACGCAGGAUUCCUUCUCGGAUGCGCAGGCUGGCUUUUGUUCUGUUUCACACCUUCGCACCAUAUGUCCUGGACAAACUCCUGGUCUGUAUUGAACAUGAGCUGGAGGUGGAUGAGUGGAAUUCCCCGAACACCCAGCAAAACUCUGGGUUAACCUGGAACCCCAUGUUGUACGUAAAGGCAUGGGUCCAGAGGGUGCUGAGGAGGCUGAAUAGAGAGCAGAGGAAAUCCUUAAAGCCUGUGGUGGUUGCCGUGCAGCAGGGAAUCGCUGUCUUGCACAGGGUGCAUGUGGCUCUGUUCUACAUCAGUGGUGCUUUUUAUCAUCUAGCCAAAAGAACAUCGGGCAUCAGCUAUCUCAGAGUGCAGGGGAUGCCUGGGGAUGAUAAAGGCAUUCGGACCAGCUACAGGCUUCUAGGGUGUGUGUCCCUGUUGCAACUGGCCAUCACACUUGCUCUGCAGUUUAACAACCUGAGACAGAAGCAGCGUGCCAGACACGAGUGGACACAGCACAGGAAGCUUCCCGUAAGUCCACAGCAGUCGUCGUCCUCUCGAUCGUCCUCUCGGUUGUCUCGCUGUAUCCUGUGCUUAGAGGAGAGACGGCACUCCACAACCACCCCAUGUGGGCAUCUGUUCUGCUGGGAGUGCAUCACAGAGUGGUGUAACACCAAGACGGAGUGUCCGCUGUGUCGAGAGAAAUUUCAGCCUCAUCGCCUGGUUUUUCUGAGAAGUUACAGAUAACGUCAACUAAGCCCUCAUUCCAAUACUACUUUUACACACCCUCAUGCACAGUUCAGAAGUGCGUGUUUAUAUGUGAAAACGUUCGUCAGGAUAAAGCUAUAAAAAAUUCUGCUAUAACCCUGCCGCACAGACCCUUGACAGGUAUAACCAUACAGCAAAAGCAGAUUUGUGUCCUGUUUCUUUUGAAUUGUGUAAAUAAUCCUAUGGGUUUGAUUAUUGACUAAUCUGCGAAUUAGCUAGCUAUGUAGUUAUGUACAGUGCCCUCCACAAUUAUUGGCACCCCUGUUUAAGAUGUGGUCGUGGACUUCAAAAAAUUCUCCUUUUUUUUUU
Messenger RNA from Silurus meridionalis, 1526 nucleotides. RefSeq names its product peroxisomal biogenesis factor 10 (gene pex10). NCBI's taxonomy places the organism in Eukaryota, Metazoa, Chordata, Actinopteri, Siluriformes, Siluridae. The coding region runs from base 213 to 1196 and encodes 327 amino acids. Gene Ontology annotation, biological process: protein import into peroxisome matrix. Gene Ontology annotation, molecular function: zinc ion binding. Gene Ontology annotation, cellular component: peroxisomal membrane. The record is from RefSeq and is a predicted model, not a curated record. The transcript has 6 exons.